Trematomus bernacchii (emerald rockcod) is the source of this 1698-nucleotide messenger RNA. RefSeq names its product neuropeptide Y receptor Y8a (gene npy8ar). Gene Ontology annotation, biological process: G protein-coupled receptor signaling pathway. The record is from RefSeq and is a predicted model, not a curated record. The transcript is spliced from 4 exons. The coding region runs from base 1 to 1149 and encodes 382 amino acids. Gene Ontology annotation, cellular component: neuron projection; plasma membrane. Lineage: Eukaryota; Metazoa; Chordata; Actinopteri; Perciformes; Nototheniidae. Gene Ontology annotation, molecular function: neuropeptide binding; neuropeptide Y receptor activity.
AUGUCCAACGACAGCAGCCUCCUCGGCGUCUGGGAGGCCUCUGAUUGGUCGGAAACGUCGCAGUGCCCGCCCUCUGUUGGCGGAGCCACUUUCCUGAUCGUGGCGUACAGCGUUGUCAUAGCGAUAGGGUUGCUGGGCAACGCUGGACUGGUGUUCAUCAUCGCCCGGCAACAGGAGUUACGCAACGUCACCAACAUCCUGAUCGCCAACCUGUCGUGCUCCGACAUCCUGAUGUGUGUGGUGUGUCUGCCCGUCACCGUCAUCUACACACUGAUGGACCGCUGGGUGCUGGGGGAGGCGCUGUGUAAGGUGACUCCCUUCGUGCAGUGUGUCUCGGUGACGGUGUCUGUGUUCUCGCUGGUUCUGAUCGCUCUGGAGCGCCACCAGCUGAUCCUCCAUCCCACCGGCUGGUCCCCUGCAGCCGGACACUCCUACCUGGCUGUGGGCUUCACCUGGCUGCUGGCCGGCGUCAUCUCCAUCCCCUUCCUCUCCUUCAACAUCCUCACCAACGACCCCUUCCAGAACAUCAGCCUGCCUGCUAACCCCUUCAGGGACCAUGUGAUCUGCAUGGAGCUCUGGCCCUCAGACCAGCACCGGCUCCUCUACACCACCUCUCUGCUGAUCUUCCAGUACGGCCUGCCUCUGCUGCUGGUGCUGCUCUGCUACCUGAGGAUCUUCCUCCGCCUGAGGAGACGCAGGGACAUGUUGGAUCACAGCCGCAGGACUCAGAGCGCUCACAGGAUCAACGUCAUGCUGCUCUGCAUCGUGGUGGCCUUCGCUCUGUGCUGGCUGCCGCUCACCGUCUUCAACACUCUGUUCGACUGGCACCACCAGGCGCUCCCCGACUGCCAGCACAACGCCGUGUUCUCCGCCUGCCACCUCACGGCCAUGGCCUCCACCUGCAUCAACCCCGUGGUGUACGGCUUCCUCAACAGCAACUUCCAGAGGGAGCUGAAGGCGACGCUGCAGCGCUGCCGGUGUGGAGGCGGACCGGCCGAGAUCUACGAGAGUUUCCCUCUUUCCACGGUGGGCAGCGAGGGCACGACUAAAAACACGUCCAUGAACAGGAUGGGGUCCGUGUGCGUGCUGUCGCCAAAACUCGAGAUCAGUUCGGCUGUACGGGACAAAACAAUACCGGCUAACACCUGAGGAAGAAGUUUGGCUGACACCUGAAAUACUACGUUACUGUUCAUAACUUUGCCGGCAGAUUGAAACUGCACUCCAGCCGGUUGUUGGGCAUAUUGAGGUCGACUGAUGUAGCUUUACAAAAGACAGGUACAUAAUCGUGUAAAUGGACUCUGUUGAGGGACAAAAGAGCUGCAAGAACGGUCUGUUCGCUAAGCCCCGCCCCCCUUUUGGUAACCCUUGCUAUAGCAACGAUAACACCUGAGAGAGCAGUUUGGUUGAAACCUGAAAUACUAUAUAAUACUACUUAUAUAAUAUAACUUUACCGGCAGAUUUAAACCUAACUCCGGCCGGUUGUUGGUCGGAUUGUGGUCGACUGUUAUAACUUUACUUACAACAGGUAAGAAAGGUACAUAAUCGUGUAUUUCUUUUUAUAAUGAGCAGCGAUAACACUUGAGAAAGCAGUUAUGUUGACAGCUGAAAUACCACUUCAACUUUACUGUGCAUAACUUUACCGGUAGAUUGUAAUUCACUCCGGCCGGCUGUUGGACUCGACUGAUGUAGCUUUGCUUA